AUGCCGAAGAAGAAUCACGCCAUCGAAAGCUUGGGUCCUUCCUCAAUCAUGGAGCUCAAGGCUCAGCUCUAUAAGUCUCAGGAAGAAGCUAAGCAGACGAAGGAUUUCACUGGAUCCGAUGCUCAGAUCGCCGCUAAAGAUUCUUUCGCCACGAAGAACUCCGGAGUUGAGAGUCGCGCUCUCAUGGACAAGCUUGAACUUAAAGCUGUUAAAGACGGAGCAGUUAGCUACGCUGCGUUAGAGAAGAAGGCUCAGUUAUAUGAGAAGCUUGCAAGGGGAGAGCUUUGA
Eruca vesicaria subsp. sativa (arugula) is the source of this 288-nucleotide messenger RNA. The record is from the annotation of a GenBank genome assembly. Lineage: Eukaryota; Viridiplantae; Streptophyta; Magnoliopsida; Brassicales; Brassicaceae.